AUGCCUCCGCUCGACAUGUCGUCCAUCACGCUCCAGUACUUCCCCAUCCAGGGCCGCGGCGAGCCGAUCCGCCUCCUCCUCACCGACGCCGGCCUCGCCUUCACCGAGUCGAACGACACGUCUGCCUUCUUCGCCAACAAGCACGACCUCGCCCAGUACCGCUUCGAGCAGCUCCCGCGCCUGAGCGUGACGCGCGCCGACGCCGACUCGGGCGCCGAGCCUGAGGUGGUGGUGCACCUCGCGCAGCAGGGCGCCAUCCUCCGGUUCGUCGCCAAGGUUGCGCGGUACGGCGAGGGCGCGACAGUGUGGCAGGAGGCGGUCGUCGAUAUGCUCCAGGACGCGUGCGAGGACCUCAACAGCGCGUACACGAGGUGCAUCUACGGCAAGGACGCGCCCUCUCUCCUCGCCGAGUUUGUCAAGACGACGGCGCCCAAGGCCCUCAAGCAGUUCGAGUACCUGUUUGCGACCAACAAAAGCGAGGCAGGGUACCUCGUGUACGAGCAGCCCUCCUUCGCCGAGUUCCACCUCCUGUACCUCGUCCACGCCCUGCGCAAGCUCGCGCCGUCGAUCCUCGACGCGUACCCGACCCUCGCGGCGUGGGAGGCGACGAUGCGCGCGCGGCCGGGGCUCGCGAAUUACACGCCUCGGCACGAGAUGCUCAACGGGAACAAGAACGGCCAGGAGGCGCUCGCGUUGUGA
Rhodotorula graminis WP1 is the source of this 699-nucleotide messenger RNA. RefSeq lists its product as uncharacterized. The coding region runs from base 1 to 699 and encodes 232 amino acids. NCBI's taxonomy places the organism in Eukaryota, Fungi, Basidiomycota, Microbotryomycetes, Sporidiobolales, Sporidiobolaceae. The transcript is spliced from 3 exons. Gene Ontology annotation, biological process: glutathione metabolic process. Gene Ontology annotation, molecular function: glutathione transferase activity. The record is from RefSeq and is a predicted model, not a curated record.